CACUGAUUUCACCUUGUUAUCCUGGUCUGGUUUUGCUUUUAGUAUGCAGUAACGUCUUUUUUUGCGAAAACGAUGCGUUUCUCACACCUUUCUACCGCAACGAUGUCGUACUCAGCACGUGUAGUCGCGAUUGCCCCGCGUGCAUCCGCAUCGUGGAUCUGGACGUGGACCACUCUAGUACUGCUAUUAAUAACUAUCACCAUUGCAGCCUAUAAGGUUUCCGCCGACUCACGUAUAACUCCAGCAGCAGUGUAUACCUCGAAUCACGUUGCUGAGUACGUUUUAGAGUAUAGCGAAGCUUCAGGUGGUGAACACACGGUCAAGCUUUUCGACGAUUACGCGGACCUAUGGGCAGAUCGCUCGUCGGCCCUCUCCUGUUGGAAAAGAGGGAAGGAGGAAGUCUUCGAGAACUACAAUGCGUGCUGCGUGGACGACGAAAGCAGUCCGAUCUUAGUUGUAUGGCGGUGGAUCUUGUCGUUGUCUGCUAGAACAAUCUCCAUCAUUCAUAUCCAGUUGAUUCCAUGCUAGAGAAAUUCAAAUUUUUCAAUUGAUAUAGAUAUCGCUAAGAAGUUCCACCCUAGAUAGAUUGUUCGAAUGAACAAGAAGAGUAAAGAAAAGUACUAAGUAUCGAACUUUCUAGAAACCCAGUGGUGAUCUACAUUCAUGCAACAAAGCGCAGCAUCGGUGGCCCGAUGCUUUGAUCCCUACCAUGCUGCAGGAUUACCAACGCAACCCGAUCACGCGCUACCCCGAAUUGCAUUACACCCACAUAGCAAAGCAAGGUCUUGCUACUUCGGCGCGCGUCGAGGACAUUGUUGAUGCUGGAGACGAUGUGAUCUUCAGGUCCACGGAAAAGCCGACUACAACAGCUCUACCAUCUGACGUGCCAGCUUCUGAUGAAAGCAUGAUCGAAUUCGAGGACGGACACGCGAUGGAAGCACCUGCAUGGAAAGAGAACAUCCCGAAUAUUCUGCUCUCACACAUCAGCGGAAACAAGCCUUGGCAAGAAUGGGCCUUUCCUAUGCGUCGCCGACGCGGCAAGUGCGCGAUUCCCGGUGCAUGGGAGGACUUCGAGGAAGAAAAGCUCACUACUGGCCAACUGAUCUCGAGACUGCUCAAAUCCGCUUACUUCGAUCAAGAAGAGCCUGGAAAUGGCAGUGGCGAAGAUGGGUCGGGAACAAAGCAAGGAAAUCAAACACAGGUUAGGACUUCACUUGAGGCAGCUGCUGAAAGUGCGCUUGCUACGACUAACACUUCCAACGUCAAAGGAGCAGCAUCAACACCAUCUAGUACAACCUGCUCUGGGUCUGGUAGUGGUACUUUAGAUUCGUGCGAAAGCGAAGGCGGACAACUACUCGCUUCCGCUCCCGCUGCUGACGCAGUCCCUGAGUCAAUAUCUACCCGUGUCAAAAAGGCUAUGGCCGAACCCGACCCGAAGAAGCGUUGGAAAAUGCUGUCUAAGAUAGUUGAGAAGUCGAACAUACGUAUCGAACGCGACAGUGCCUUCUUUAAGAAGUGCUGCAUCAACGACAUUCUGAGACAGAUAGGGCUCACGCGACAUCUAUUUUCAGGCCUCGCAUCGUUUGUGCCCCGAAAUGUCACGAAAAUUUGCCCCGAUGGCAUUGCGGCCUUUGGAGGCUCACCCGCUGAUCCACCAAAAUUGGUCUGCGCUACUGAUUUUCGCGACGGCGGUAGGAUGAGGAUUGCGCCACCACCCCCAGAAAAGAAUUACACGGCUAAUGUUUAUUCGAGCCACAACAAUAGUACAAGAAGUAGAGAGGGG
Amoebophrya sp. A25 is the source of this 1783-nucleotide messenger RNA. NCBI's taxonomy places the organism in Eukaryota, Dinophyceae, Syndiniales, Amoebophryaceae. The record is from the annotation of a GenBank genome assembly.